Haliotis rubra (blacklip abalone) is the source of this 2809-nucleotide messenger RNA. RefSeq names its product DDB1- and CUL4-associated factor 11-like. Bases 273 to 1889 code for a protein of 538 amino acids. The record is from RefSeq and is a predicted model, not a curated record. Gene Ontology annotation, cellular component: Cul4-RING E3 ubiquitin ligase complex. Gene Ontology annotation, molecular function: protein binding. Gene Ontology annotation, biological process: proteasome-mediated ubiquitin-dependent protein catabolic process. The transcript is spliced from 17 exons. NCBI's taxonomy places the organism in Eukaryota, Metazoa, Mollusca, Gastropoda, Lepetellida, Haliotidae.
UUAUCUUCCCUUUGUUGUAAGUUCGCUUAUUUACGUAAACAUACCUCCAUCAUCACUUCGACAUCAUUUACAACCGGAGAGGAGGCGAUAAUCACUAUAUGCAUACGAGGACGAUAUCGACGUUGCAAUUGUGUUCUGAUGUUUCGAAAAACUAUACGCUUUGGAAUCUGGCGGUAACUGGGCUCAGGUAUUCUCGUACAGAAUCUGACACUUGCUGAGAGAAAUUUCGAUUAGUCAUUUCGAGACGGAAGAAACUUCCCAAUGAACACUUCAUGGGGUCCAGCAACUCGAGGAGAAUGAGCAGUGGUGGUUCCCGUGUUGCCCGUGGGACCGGCGAUUCGGACGGGGGUGACGAGGGGGACACGGACCUCCGUGCGAUCCUUGCCCACCUCAUCCGCAGUGGACAGAUCCGCAUCCUGACAGCAGACGGGGCCACCUCAGAUGACGAUUCGUCCUCCGACCUCGAGUAUAUGGAUUCAUCCAGACCUCCAGAUGAAGACCCCAACCCAGACACCACCAGCAUAGAAACCAACGACAUUCAGAGUAUCGUGAUGCGUCAGUCCGGACGAACGAUGAGGAAACUCCCCCCUUACAAUACGACAGUAACACACCUUCUCAAACAGCGUGAGAUUGGGAUGAACAGACAGCAGCAGUUUACACCUGGAGAUUGUUGUGUCAUCAACAACAGAUUCCUCCCAAAUAACUUCACCAAGUUGGCUUCCUAUCACCACAAGGCAUUCUGUGGCGCCUUCUCCAAGGAAGGAAACAUUUUCUUGUCUGCUGCACAGGAUCAGCAUGUACGAAUCUACGACACCACCAACGAUGAUUUUAGACUGUUGAAGACGAUCCGUGCACGGGAUGUAGGCUGGAGUGUGCUGGACACUGCUUUCAGUCCCGACGGGAACUAUGUCAUCUACUCCAGCUGGUCUGACUGUAUUCAUCUAUGCAACAUCUAUGGUGAUCAUGAUAUUCAUGAAGCAUUGCCUCUGUUGCCGGGCGAUCAGAGUUUCUGUAUUUUCUCCUUGACUUUCUCGUCGGACAACAGGGAGAUAUUAGGAGGAGCCAAUGAUCGUCACUUGUAUGUAUAUGACCGAGAAAGCAACCAGCGGACAUUGAGGAUAAGUGCUCAUGAUGAUGAUGUCAAUGCUGUGUCAUUUGCUGAUGACAGUUCGCAGAUCCUCUUCAGUGGUGGCGACGAUGGUCUUGUGAAGGUGUGGGACAGACGGACGUUACGAGAGGAGGACCCACUUCCUGUUGGUGUGAUGGCCGGACAUCACGAUGGCAUCACAUAUGUUGAUUCUAAAAGAGAUGCCCGUUUCCUGUUGUCCAACUCCAAGGACCAGACAAUCAAGCUCUGGGACGUGCGGCACUUUUCAAACAAGGAUGGCAUUGAAGCCACGAAGAAAGCUGUCUCCAACCAGAGAUGGGAUUACCGAUGGCAACAGGUUCCCUGGAAGAUGGGCAAGCGUCAUCGACUGGUGGGUGAUACUUCACUGAUGACCUACAAGGGCCAUGGUGUCCUUCACACGCUGAUCCGAUGUCACUUCUCGCCUCAGUUCACGACUGGUCAGCAGUAUGUUUACACUGGAUGUGCCACAGGGAACGUUGUCAUAUAUGACCUCCUGACGGGGAAGAUUGUUCGGAAGCUGGAGGGUCACAGAGCGUGUGUGAGGGAUGUGUCGUGGCAUCCUUAUGAGAACAUCAUCAUGAGCACAUCGUGGGAUGGAACAGUGGCUAAGUGGGACUACCUGAGCACAGACGCCAUGGAUCUCCAGGAUGAUGAGGAGUGUUGUAGCGUCCUGGACUCUAAAUCACCGCGAGCUCGGCGAAGCAGCCGCCUUCGAGCCAAGGCUCAACGACGGACUCAGUAUAUGGAUCUUGUGUCAUAGUGCCAUCAUCGCCAUGGCAAACAGAAGUCAUCACAUGAACGAUGCUUGGUUGUCUUGUAUGGCAAGAGUAUGACCUUUGAUAUUGCAAAGUGCCCUGGACCAGAUUCCCAAGUUAUUUGAGAUUUACGACUAUCGUAAUUCACCUAAUGUACGAUGAAUGUAGGGUAGUCGUAGUGUUCAAAUCACUCGUGGAACAGAGUGCCAGUGGUUGAUGAGUCUGUGAUUUGUUUUGUUUUCAUGUUGAUGAUUAUGAUUUUGUGGAUUGGUUGAUUUAUCCAUGCCUUAGUUUAAGUUAUUAACCAGGAGAAAACAGACUCAAACAACAUAGUUGUUUGUAUAAAAUUAAAAGGCUUUUAUUUGGCAGUUUUCAUGCAAUUCUCUGAAUGGCAAUCAUUGACACUGAAUCAUGUGUUUAACCAAACUACUUUUAGACAUUCAGGAGGUUUUAAAUGAUGUGUCAGUGAUAAGCUUGAUUAAAGAAAGACUGGAUUCUUUCGUGGAAGGAUUACAGUGGAAGGGAGAGCCAUUUUGAGCCAGCUUCAUGGAAUGAAAUGUCCAUCGUGGAUGUGAUACGAGAAGCACAGUUGGUGCCCAGAGAUGAGGAUAUAGACAUGUUAAUGAUAAUGCAAUGUGGAACCACAAAACCUCUUCCUGGGUUUGAACCUGGAACAAUGUUCCUCCUUGGCUAUGAAGGUAUUUGAGAGUGUUUUUCUUGCCUAAGACCAUCAUUUUUGUGAUUCACAUAGCUACUGUGAUCUGAAUUUGGUUCGGUGGGUCGGUUUAAAACAAAAUAAUGAAAAACAAAACAAAAUAAGAAUAAAAGUUUCUUGAAAUAUUCACAUGAACAUCAGAAAAGAAGAAAAAACUAAUGUAUUCUGUUUUCUUUGGUACUCAGGAAUUAAAAUAUAUAUACGUCAAAA